GGGUGGCACUGCCCGGCCGGGGACCCUCGCCCACCUUGGCAGCUGCAGAUCGGGCAUCGUCGGGCUUCCUGACCCUCCCUGCCUCCAUGGAGCCUUUGCCCGGGUGCCCUCGCCGGGCCUCCAGCCCCAGCGCCGAGCUUCGCCUGCAGCCGGCCGAGGCCUUGCCCCUGGCACCGCCCCUGGCACCGCCCCUGCCCCUCUCCCCCAGACCCCCGAUGAAGAAGCAGGCGGUGAAGAGGCACCAUCACAAGCACAACUUGCGCCACCGCUACGAGUUCCUGGAGACCCUGGGCAAGGGCACGUAUGGGAAGGUGAAGAAGGCGCGGGAGCAGUCUGGAAAGCUGGUGGCUAUCAAGUUAAUCCGAAAAGAUAAAAUCAAGGAUGAGCAGGAUUUGAUGCAUAUCCGGAGGGAAAUCGAGAUCAUGUCCUCUCUCAAUCACCCACAUAUCAUCUCCAUCCAUGAAGUGUUCGAGAACAGCACCAAAAUCGUGAUCGCCAUGGAAUAUGCCAGCCGCGGGGACCUGUACGACUACAUCAACGAGCGCCAGCGGCUCAGCGAACGGGAGGCCCGCCAUUUCUUCCGCCAGAUUGUCUCGGCCGUCUACUACUGCCACAGGAAUGGUGUCGUCCACCGGGAUCUCAAGCUGGAAAACAUUCUCCUGGACUCCAAUGGCAACAUCAAGAUUGCAGAUUUCGGCCUCUCCAACCUGUACGAGCGAGACAAGUGCCUUCAGACAUUCUGCGGGAGCCCCCUCUACGCCUCGCCUGAAAUAGUCAACGGGAAACCCUACACAGGCCCUGAGGUGGACAGUUGGUCCCUCGGUGUCCUCCUCUAUAUCCUAGUGCAUGGUAUGAUGCCCUUUGAUGGGCAGGACUACAAGACCUUGGUUAAGCAGAUCAGUAAUGGGGAGUACAGAGAGCCCACCAAGCCCUCAGACGCCUGUGGCUUGAUCCGCUGGAUGCUGAUGGUGAACCCCACACGCCGGGCCACCCUUGAGGACGUAGCCAGCCACUGGUGGGUCAACUGGGGCUACCCAACCCCACUAGGGGAGCAGGCCCUGGGCGAGGGCAACAUCGGGGGCGGUGGCAGCAGCGAGUCACCACUGGCCUCUGUGGCCGACUGGCUGAGGCGUUCUUCCCGUCCCCUCCUGGAGAACGGCGCCAAAGUCCGCAGCUUCUUCAGACACGGAGCGGGGGCUGGCGGGCCGGGAGGCGGGGGCCUGGAGCGCCAGUGCUCCCUCAAGAAGUCCCGCAAGGAACACGACGUGACCCACACCCUCCUGGAAUGGCCGGCCGGGGAGGCGGCCCCAGGACCUGGCAAGGGCAUCCUGAAGCUGCCCAAGGGCAUUCUCAAAAAGAAGACUUCACCCCCAGCCGAUGGGCAGAAGGAGGAGACUGAGGUGCCCGCCGUGCCCCUUCCCGAACUCCCUGCCCUCCCAGAGCCCCCCACCCCGUUAGCCCCCAAAAAAGGCAUCUUGAAGAAGCCCCGGCAGAGGGAAUCGGGCUAUUAUUCCUCCCCGGAACCCAGCGAGUCCGGGGACCUCUUAGAUGCGGAUGCUGGUGAUGUGUUUUCCAGCAGCCCCUCCCCCCAGGAAGACCCCCCACAGCCUCCGGGGCUUCCCUUCCACCGCAAAGGGAUUCUGAAGCACAAUGGCAAGUACUCUCAGGGGAGGGCUCUUCCCACCUCGGCCUUUGGUUCUUUGGACGAGCUGGCCCGGCCCUUGGCAGCCCCCUCCCGGUCCAGCCGCCCCUCCAGCGCCAUCAGCGAGGACAGCAUCUUGUCCACCGAGUCCUUCGAUCGGCUGGACCUCCCGGAGCGGCUGCCGGAGCCGGCCCUGCGGGGCUGCGUCUCGGCGGACGACCUGCUGGGACUUGAGGAGGAGGAAGAGGUAGCCCCGGCUGCGGGGUCGGAGACGGGGUCAGGACAGCGGCCCCUUAGGCGCUGGGCCGCGAGCCGGGGCCGGGAGCCCCUGCGGGACAGCUGCUUCUCCCUGACGGACUGCCAGGAUGUCACCGAGGUGUACCAGCGGGCCCUGGCCAUCGGCAUGAAACUCAGCUGAGGGACUGGAGAUGGCCGGAAGGGCCGCUGGCCACAACUCCUGGGGGGGAGAGAGAGAGACACAUGUUUCCUCCCCUGCAUGGAUCACUUCCUCUGGCAGGCAGUGAGGCCCACUCCUCUGGCUUGAACCUCCCAGAGGUGUGGCUCGAAGGAGAGGGAAGGAUGUCUCCCCAUUCCUGGGAAUUUAUAAAAAAAGGUAUAAGCAUGUUUGAGGCAGCAGGGCCAAGGGUGAGGAGGGGUGGCCAGAGAGAGGGCUAGGAGGGAGGCAAGGAGGCAUCCAUCAUGAAGGGAGACAGCUUCAUCAGGAAAUGGAAGGAGAAUCUGCCUCUCGCUAUCUCCAGUUGGGAUCUGGGCCCGGAGCAGGCCUGGGCAGAAGAUGAGUACUAGGGAAAUGUUGGGAGAGAGCCAGAGUUGUGUUUCAGGGGUCACCUGCAUAUUUGGGAGAGAAGGUUGAUGGCAGGGGCAUACACACCCCUCCCCACCCAGCAACAACCUAUGUGUAUGCCCCCAGACAGUGCCCUAGACCUAGCCCUAUGGCCAAACUCCCAGCUCUAAGACUCCCCAGUGAAACUGGAAAAGUGUCAGGGGUUUAAUAGCUAUGUAGGAUUGAUCUCCCCGGGGAGGGAGAGGACCUGGGUUCUAAUCCCAGCUCUGCCACUUGAAACCUUGCACAGAGCAUGGCUGGUGAGAAGAGUCCGUACUUUACUGUCUUCUUCCUUCUGAUGCCUGAGCAUGAGGACCCAAACAGACUCCCCCUUGUCCCCUUGUCAUUUCCCCCUGCCCCACCCACUCCCCUGGGGCAGUUGCCCCUUGACCACUGGAAUAGAAAGAACUAGGUUUUGCUGCUGUCCCUCCCCUCAGCUUGCUCACUCAGGACUUGUGCUGGUCACUCAUCUCACUCUGGGCCCCUGAUGGUGGACAGAACCUGGAGCCUCCUCCAUCCCCCCCAUCCGAAGUUCUACCAGCCACAUCCAGACCCGGUCUUAGGCUCUUGGCUACUGGCCUUUACAAAGGGUCAGCAUGUCACCAGGGCAGGGGUCCUCCCACUCCCCGACUGGCCAGGUGGGAUCUUCUGAUUAUCAAUUUGCCUUGCAAAGACAAAAAAAGAAGGGCCUUAUUUAUUUUUUUAUUUUCAGUAUUUUUUUUAUGAAUUGUUGAUUUUGUUGUAGUGUUCAAGUGUUCUGGGGUGAAUUUGUGAGAUUACUGUAGUAUAUAUUUUUUUAUGCCCUCCUGAUGUUCAUGAGAAACAUCCUGUUUCAGAUGCUGCUGUUCAUUGCACUGUCUCCUGGUGAUUUCUGACCCCCCUCACCCCUCUACCUUCCCUCCUACCUCCUCCUUGGAUGUUGUGGAUUCUUCCCUUUUCUGGGCUCCAGAAAGAUCCACUGUAUUAAAAGCAGAAUGGAGGUCUGAG
This is a messenger RNA of Ornithorhynchus anatinus (platypus), 3470 nucleotides long. It is a transcript of the gene NUAK2, whose product is annotated as NUAK family kinase 2. Bases 87 to 2060 code for a protein of 657 amino acids. The transcript is spliced from 7 exons. Gene Ontology annotation, molecular function: tau-protein kinase activity; protein serine/threonine kinase activity; ATP binding. NCBI's taxonomy places the organism in Eukaryota, Metazoa, Chordata, Mammalia, Monotremata, Ornithorhynchidae. Gene Ontology annotation, cellular component: cytoplasm. The record is from RefSeq and is a predicted model, not a curated record. Gene Ontology annotation, biological process: protein phosphorylation; microtubule cytoskeleton organization; intracellular signal transduction.